This is a messenger RNA of Morus notabilis, 2722 nucleotides long. Its product is annotated as leucine-rich repeat receptor-like protein CLAVATA2. The transcript has a single exon. Gene Ontology annotation, molecular function: protein binding. The record is from RefSeq and is a predicted model, not a curated record. Lineage: Eukaryota; Viridiplantae; Streptophyta; Magnoliopsida; Rosales; Moraceae. Bases 342 to 2537 code for a protein of 731 amino acids.
AACCACAACAAAGAUAGAAAGAGAAUGUCUGUUUUUUCCACUGAGUAAAGUAAAGCAGAAGAACAGUCCUAAUAUUCUUUCUCAUUCUUCCAUUUUUUUUUUCCCUUUCCCUUUCUUCUUCAUCUGCAAUUCUCUCUCUUUCUGUUUCUGUUUCUGUUUCUGCAUUUGUAUUUUCUCCUUUCACUUGUCCAGGAAGAAAGGUUUUGGCUUUUGACCCCUAUGAAGGUCUAAUUUUACGUCUCUUGCCACUCAACUGUUGUUAGUUGUUCUUCAGUUCUUUCCUUUCUCUCACUUUACUCUCUUAAAAGCCAAAACCCUUCUCUUCAAUCCAUCUUUCGCUCAUGGGAAAGAAAUGGGUUUUGUCCUAUUUCACCUGUAGAGCUCAGAAAUUGCAUGCGGUGCCACUCAUGUUCGUCAUGUUGUCGUUUUUCAUGCUUUCCGAGUCUGUUGAUAUUGACCCAGAUGACAAAACCUCACUUUUACUGUUCAAGUCAUCGGUUCAGGACCCUAACCGGAGCUUCUCAACUUGGGUUGGCUCUAACUGCACCAACUGGACCGGAAUCACCUGCGACAAUCAGGCGGGCCGUGUGGUUUCAAUCAACUUCACCAACAUGAACUUGUCAGGCCAAUUUCACCCAAAUUUUUGCAGGCUUCAGUUUCUUGAGCAGCUGGUUUUGUCUCAGAACAACUUCACCGGUUCAGUUCCUUUGUGUUUUGGUAAUCUGCAGAAUCUCAAAACUCUUAAUCUUAGUCAUAAUAGGUUUAAUGGUGUUUUGCCUGAUUCUCUCAUGAGGCUUAGCCAGUUGAGAGAACUUGUUUUGAAUGGAAAUAAGGAUUUGGGAGGGAUUAUUCCUUGGUGGAUUGGUAAUUUCUCAACCAAGUUGGAAAAACUUGAUAUGGGUUUUAAUUCAUUUAGAGGGGAAAUUCCUCAGAGGUUGUUGUACUUGGAAUCUUUGAAGCAUUUGGAUCUUGGGAAUAAUGGUUUAUCUGGUAGUCUUCCUGAUUUUCACCAAUCUUUGGUUUUUCUUAAUCUCGAGUCCAAUCAGUUUUCGGGUACUUUGCCUUGUUUCUCUGCUGCAGUUCAGUCUCUUAGCGUUCUGAAGUUAGCUAACAAUUCAAUUGCGGGUGGAUUACCUACAUGUAUUGCUUCACUCACGGCUUUGAAUCACCUAAACCUCUCAUUCAAUCAUUUGACCUAUAAGAUACCUCCUAGACUUGUGUUUUCGGAGAAGCUAUUCAUCUUGGACUUGAGCAACAAUGAUUUUUUUGGUCCUCUUCCAAGCAAGAUUGCUGUCACGACGGAGAAAUCCGGGCUGCUUCUUCUUGACCUGUCUCACAACCGUUUCUCUGGAGAAAUCCCUUUGAAGAUUACCGAACUUAAAAGUUUGCAGGCAUUGUUUCUUUCGCACAAUCUUCUUGUUGGGGAGAUUCCUGCGAGAAUUGGGAACUUGACUUAUCUCCAAGUGAUCGAUUUAUCGCACAAUACCUUGUCAGGAUCGAUUCCAUUGAACAUUGUUGGUUGCUUUCAGCUUCUUGCAUUGAAACUGAACGACAACAAUCUUUCGGGUGAAAUCCAACCAGAGCUCGAUGCAUUGGACAGCUUGAAGAUACUGGACAUCAGCAACAACAAGAUUUCUGGUGAGAUCCCACUCACUUUGGCGGGUUGUAAAUCACUGGAGAUUGUAGAUUUCAGCUCCAACAAUCUCUCUGGAAGUCUAAAUGACGCGAUAACCAAAUGGUCUAACCUCAGGUAUAUCUCCCUGGCCCAUAACAAUUUCAAUGGAGGUCUCCCCAGUUGGUUUUUCACCUUCGAGACGAUCCAAAUGAUGGAUUUGUCGGGCAACAAAUUCUCUGGUUUCAUACCAGAUAGUAACUUCAACAUCAGCUUGAGCUUCAACGACAGAGAGGACAUUGGCAAACUACCUACAGAACCAACUUUCACAAUGCGCAAUCUGGACAGCAAAGUUUCUAUUUUUAUUGCUGGUAGCAGUGAACUACGAUUCAGUUACACUCUAUCGUCAACAGUUGGAAUUGACUUCUCUAGUAAUAUGCUACGUGGGAAAGUUCCAGCAGGUGUGUUUGGAUUGCAGGGCUUGGAAUAUUUGAAUCUAUCAUACAAUUUUCUCAAUGGUCAAGUUUCCAAUUUGGAGAAGAUGAAGAGCUUAAAAGCAUUGGACUUGUCACAUAAUUCUUUGUCAGGUCAGAUCCCAGGAAACAUUUCCAGCCUCCAAGAUCUGACUCUUCUAAAUUUAUCAUAUAACUGUUUCUCUGGUUUUGUUCCAAAGAAGCAAGGAUAUUCAAGGUUUCCAGGGGCAUUUGCCGGAAACCCGGACUUGUGCGUGGAGGCCUCUGGUGGAGGGUGUUACACAGAAGGCCUUCCUAAGGUUCCAGGGAAAGUAUUUGGAGGAGAAAAGGAUGAGGGUCCAAUUUCUAUUUGGGUUUUCUGUUUGAGUACUUUUGUAAGCUUCUACUCUGGGGUUGUGGCUCUAUUUUGCUCUCCUCGAGCCAGAAACUACGUUCUCCAGACAAAAGUUUGAUGCAAUGUUUGCAUGAAAAUAUGAAAAUUGUGAGUUGUAGAUAAACAUUAUUACCCUGUUUGUAAGCAGCCAAGUUUUCUUGCUAAGAUAUGAAUGAAAUUUGAGCCUCCUAGUGAUGGAAGAAUUUGUUUUUCCAUGUUUGCCAAAAAGCUGCUAUUCAUGUUGAAACGCCACUAUAUUACUCA